Messenger RNA from Fusarium pseudograminearum CS3096, 1629 nucleotides. RefSeq lists its product as uncharacterized. The transcript has a single exon. Lineage: Eukaryota; Fungi; Ascomycota; Sordariomycetes; Hypocreales; Nectriaceae. The record is from RefSeq and is a predicted model, not a curated record. The coding region runs from base 1 to 1629 and encodes 542 amino acids.
AUGGCGACCGAAUCUGGACACGAUAUUCCCGACACCAAUGCCUACAUGGGCGACUCAGCGGCAGACCGUGUAUUUCACAUACUCGAAAUUGCACAAUUGAUCGUGUGCGAGUUGGAGCUCAAAGACCUGUUCAGAGCCUUGCCCAUCACCAGAGACUUGUGGGAAACCCGAGACAAAAUACCAGAUCGUGUUUGGGCGCAUCAUUUGAGGCGCCUUGGCUAUCCGGACUAUGUGAUUCGGGAUACCUCAUAUUGCCUACGGACUAGCUAUAUCUCGAUAGCUCAGGCCGUUGAUGGUAUCAGCAGAGGUGUUCGGCCCAAAUCAGAACGAAUCAUUACGGAAGAUUAUGGAAAAGGCAAAUACAUUCAUCUGAGCUGCGAAGGCAAUAUGGAACCGCCGCUCAUGUUCCUAUCUUUUAAUUCUGGUAUCCGCUGGAAUCUGAGAGGCAAUAUGUACACCCUUGACGGCAUCGUUUUGAAGUUAUUGACGACGCGCGGUGAAGAACCAUUUCACCGAAUAUGCGAUGGCAAUUCUGUUUUGAUUUCGGGGCCCAAUCGUUCUUUCGAAGCGCGGAGGUUAAAGGAUUGGUCGUUGACAGCCCGAUUCGAGAACUUUAACCUUCCGGAUGGCACAGAGAUUGAGAGAUAUUUUUUAUUCAAUGACAAACACAUGGUCAGCAUGUACGACUCCCCUGUGGAGGAACGAGAUGCCGAAGGGGACAAUGGAGAUCGAGUGGUUCAUCAUACAAUGGUAGAAUUCUGGGAUUUCGACGGUCAAAAACGUGGAGAGUCAGUUCUCCACGGCGUACUCCAUUCCGAGAUGUCCUUGUCUUCCAUCAAUGGGUGCCAAUAUUUCACAGUCACGUCCUCUAGCAGCCAAGCCACAUCGUGGAGCCGAGCCACAUCGUGGAGCCUCGACACCUUGGACAUUGUGUUUGAACGCAGCCUAUCAACCGAAGAGAAGAGGAAAGGCUAUACAUUAAAAUUAUUCGGAGAUGUCCUCAACCUGCUAAGCUCAUCUGGUGAGAGUUUGGGUCAUUGGCUGGUGGAUGGCGGAGAGACAUCCGUAGAAGUCGCAGAGAUGCUCAGACAUUGUGCGUAUUACCCUAUUCGAAAAUUCUCCGACGGACACAGAGUAUCAUGGAGCCGCCGACAUCCAGUUCUAUGGGAUAAGGAGGGAAAACCCAUCAAAGGUUUCUUAUGGCAGGACGACGAGAUAAGACGACGAGGCCUGAUUCCCUGUGCCAACAGAUUCUUUGGCUUUCCUACUACGGAGGAAAUGACAUCUGCGCGGUCUGUGAAGUGGACUGCUGGCAUACUCUUUGACAGAUUCUUCUUCAUUAUAUCUUUCCUUCCAAACUCUUGGAUUGCCGCAUUCCGACAGCCGUUGCUGGUCGUUUACUCCAAGAAAGGAGUCGCUUUGACCUCGAGGCUUCUGCACAGCGACAUGCGAGGAAUGGAUCUUACUUGGUUUAUCGACAUCCUUGGGCGCUUGGUGAUCAUAUACCAUAGGUUUAGCGGUAUGACAGAUGAAUGGGAAGUGAUAGACUUCAGAGGGAACCUGUCUGAAUCUGGGAAGAAGGCAGCCAACUUCCAAGAGUCCCAGAGUCCCAGAGUCAUUGAAAAUUGA